Perca fluviatilis (European perch) is the source of this 480-nucleotide messenger RNA. RefSeq names its product cystatin-F-like. The transcript is spliced from 3 exons. The coding region runs from base 30 to 449 and encodes 139 amino acids. Gene Ontology annotation, molecular function: cysteine-type endopeptidase inhibitor activity. NCBI's taxonomy places the organism in Eukaryota, Metazoa, Chordata, Actinopteri, Perciformes, Percidae. The record is from RefSeq and is a predicted model, not a curated record.
UAGCUACCGCAGAACAACUUGUUUGGUUCAUGAUGUUUGUCUGGCUUUGUGUUGUCGUUUGUGCUUUGACCGGUCGCUUUGUAACUGAACAACAGCCGUUGCUCGGUGUCCCACAAAAAGUCCCGGUGAACGACCCUGAGGUUUUAGAUGCAGCACGGUUUGCUGUGGCUGAAUUCAACAAAGCCAACACAGAAGACAUGUUUGAUUACGAAAUUGUGAAAAUAACAUCUGCUGAAAUUCAGAGUAUUCGAGCAUUUAUUCCAGCAUUUAACUACAUCCUGGAAAUGCACCUGCGAUGUACAACAACCAAGAAAGGCAACACUGCUAACGAUUCAUGUGAUUUCCACUGUGAACCCAAGGAACUCAAGUGCCACUUCACGGUUUAUUACUCUUUGCAACAUCCAAGUGCACUUUCUCAAAACAAGUGUGAAUCCUUUGUCAACCACUGAUUCUGACAUGAAAUAAACUUAUUGAAUUGUG